Messenger RNA from Bombyx mori (domestic silkworm), 5886 nucleotides. RefSeq names its product chymotrypsin-1. The record is from RefSeq and is a predicted model, not a curated record. Bases 1 to 807 code for a protein of 268 amino acids. Gene Ontology annotation, biological process: proteolysis. The transcript is spliced from 6 exons. NCBI's taxonomy places the organism in Eukaryota, Metazoa, Arthropoda, Insecta, Lepidoptera, Bombycidae. Gene Ontology annotation, molecular function: serine-type endopeptidase activity.
AUGGCCGAGCGGUCUAAGGCGCUGCGUUCAGUAACUUCGGAGCUGUUCUCCUCAGCCGAGAAACGUGAUGAUUGGGAGCGGAUCGUCGGUGGAACGAAGGCGGCGAACGGAUCUUACCCUUACCAGGUCUCCUUGAGGCUGUACGGAGUCUGGCACUUCUGCGGAGCGUCGCUGGUCACGCCGAGGGUCAUUUUGACAGCCGCACAUUGCGUUGACAGAUUGAAACCGGAAUAUUUCAAGGCGACAGUCGGCACAAACCAGCUACGGGCUGGAGGCACGUCCUAUGGCAUACGAAAAGUGGUCGUCCACGAAAACUACGACGACUAUAUAAUCAAGAACGACAUAGCUAUAGUGUUUACUGAAGACGAAAUAGAAUUUGGUAGCAAAGUUGAUGCUAUUGAGCUGAACGACGAGCCAGUUGAGAAGGGAGAGGAUUUGGUACUGACCGGUUGGGGCACGACCUCUUAUCCCGGUCGACUCCCGAAUGAUUUGAUGGAGAUAGACCUAAAGGCCAUCACCUACGAGGACUGUAAGCAAGCUCACGAAAGCGUCAACGCUGUCUUCGAGACUCAGAUUUGUGCUUUAACUAAAGCUGGCGAAGGAGCCUGCCACGGCGACUCAGGAGGACCUCUGGUCAGGGAAGGGAGACAGGUUGGCGUGGUGUCAUGGGGCAUACCUUGCGCGAGAGGCAAACCUGAUGUAUACACUAAAGUGGAAGCAUUCAUGAGAUGGAUAGAGAAUACUCUAUACGAAGACGACGAAGAUCACCUGAAAUAUUUAAACCGUAGAAAAACGAAUAGACACUAAUGUUCUUAUUAAGUCAUUAUUAUGAAUCCUUCGAAGACAUAAAAGGCGAAAAGGAGACGAUUUCUGACGACAAAUUCCACAUAUUUACAGUAAUACUAGAAUAUGAAAAUUUUAUAUACAAACAAACUGAUAAAAUAAAUAUAGUUUCCAUAUUAUUAAGAGAGAUUUAGUUUAAAGCUACGAUUAUAUAAUAAUAAAAUAUUUACCGUCAUUUUUAAGCCAUUGCAUAGCUUUUAUCGCGGGCUUUGAGUGCGGCGACCGAAUCAAGAAAUUCCGUAACGAAAAUAAAACCUUACACCCAACACUAGUUCGCGUUCAACACAUUCACACGUUGCGCUUGUGUAGUGUUUGUGAAUAAGCGCGCGGCGUGACGUCGCACUGUAUGCGCAUCAUGAAAAGUCUGCCCAUCUUUCUCUCCCGCGGUCUAGCUUAUGAGUGUGAAGGGUACAGUUAAUGUUUUGUUUCGUUAAUGUUUAUAAAUAUAGCGUGGUCUUAUUUUAUUAUUGUUUUAAUAUUAAAUUAUUAUUGUCUUGCAUAAGUUGUAAUUGUAUUGCAUAAGUUGAUAAAAAAUGCUAUGCAAUAAGCUUUACCGCGACAGUCCCCGACUACACGGGUUUUUUUUAUAUUAAAUUGAUUUACUAUCAAAGUUUGAUUGAACACAAUUAGCGUACCUACAUCAAGCAGUGAAGCAGUAAUGCGUUUCGGUUUGAAGGGUGGGGCAGCCGUUUUAACUAUACUGAGACCUUAGAACUUAUAUCUCAAGGUGGGUGCCGGCAUUUACGUUGUAAAUGUCUGUGUGCUGCGGUAGUCACUUAACACCAGGUGGGCCGUGAGCUCGUCCACCCACAGAAGCAAUAAAAGGAAUAACAAAAAACACACAAAAUGAAAAUGUUAUAAAAACUUUAUUGAAUACCACAUGCAUAAAACUAAUAUCACAGGGAUCAGUCAGUGAACGCAAACCGGAUGAAAACAGCAAGAGGGAACCAUUUGACGUAAUUCUUUAAAUCUCAAAUUAAUCACUACAUAGUAUAAAACAAAGUCGCUUUCUCGGUCCCUAUAUCCCUAUGUAUGCUUAAAUCUUUAAAACUACGCAACGGAUUUUGAUGCGGUUUUCUUUAAUAGAUAGAGUGAUUGAAGAGGAAAGUUUAUAUGUAUAAUAACAUUCAUUAAAUAGUGGAGAAAUCAAUAAUAAAUUACAGUUUCCGAAGCGAAGCGAAGGCGGGUCGCUAGCAACACAUAAAAGCGCUGAGCUCCAGCUGGAUUAGUUAUUGGUUCCCUCUCGCUCAAACACAUCCGAUUGGUAAUAUUUGAUUUAAAUAUAUUAGUUUACAAAACGAACGAUUAAUGGUUUUUUUUGGCGAUCAAGAAAACUCACCGAACUAAAAUAAAUAAAGUUCCAAAAAUCAGUUCAGUUCUUCGAAGAAUAUAUACAUAAUAUUAAUAUAAAUGAAUAAAACGCAUACACCUUAACUUUAUAUUAAUAACUUAUUUUAUGAAAUAAAGAAUACGUUACUUGAAAAUAAUUCCGUUGUUUGAUUCUAAAAGAUCAGUGUUCUUUUUAAGCUAUGCAUAGAUUUUAUCGCGGGCCUUGAGCGCGGCGACCGAAUUCAUGAAAUUCUGUAACGAAAAAAACCUUACACCCCUCACUCCGCCUACCAUGUAGCUCGCGUUCAACACAUUCACACGUUGCGCUUGUGUAGUGUUUGUGAAUAAGCACGUGGCGUGACGUCACACUGCAUGCGCAUCCUGAAAAGUCUGCCCAUCUCUCUCUCGCGCGGUCUAGCUUAUGAGUGUGAAGGGGACAGUUAAUGUUUUGCUUUUAUUAAUGUUUAAUAUAGCGUGGUCUUGUUUUAUUAUUGUUUUAAUAUUAAAUUAUCAUUGUCUAAUCAUAAUUGCAUAAGUUGAUAAAAAAUGCUAUGCUAUAGCUUUACCGGGGCAGUUCCCGAGUGCCACACGUUUUUUUAAUUAAACUCAGUCUGUGUGAUGUCCGAAUCCAUUUUAAAGAUUAUUAACAUCAAACAAUAAUAGCAUACACACAGACUGUUAUAACUACACUGAUUUAAGAAUUCAAGAAUUUUUUUACGGAAAAAUAUGUUUUAUAAUAUGUAAAAAAAGUUUUAAUUAUUUCUAUGACGCGCGAAUACUGAAAAUAGGAUUAGUAAGUGCGUUGACAAGUAUUGUACGCUUCCCUUCAAAAUCUUUAUAAAUUUUAAAAGCCCUUUCCCAUUUAGGACCCUUACGAAAAUAUUUCAUGCAAAUCGUACAUUUGAUCAAAUCAUAAUCAUAUAAGUUUAAGAGCUAUAGCUAAUUAGGUUUCUAAUAAAAACACACAAAAACCAUGCUUUUAAUGUCACAGUGGCGCUACGCUUGGUCCCAAUGAUUUUUUAUACAACAGAUAUGUUAUCUUCAUAGUAACUGACUCUUCAAAUCUGAUCGCGCCAUAUACAGUCAAACCUGGAUAAGCGAGAGUUCAAGGGAGCACAAUCUCAUACUCGCUUAUAGAGGUUUCUCACUAACCCGAGUUUCUCGCUAAUGCUCCCUGUGAAUUUCAUUUCGCGAUUUUCCGGUUUCAAAGGCGUUCAUUAUUUUAAGUUUAUCACUUAAUGGCAGUAUUUUAAUUUUCCGUUUUGACAUGAUGCAGAACAGAACGUUUCUUCGCAAUUGAUUAACGAUAAACUGAGUAAGUCCGACAAACAGGACGGUACAGAGGCACACGUGUCCACUCGAAAAGAAUGCGAUAAAAUAACAACGUUAUUUAGUUCCACCAAAUAGAACAGGUUCAAUAUUGACGAGAAAACAAUACAAAAACAAUGGUAAGAACUACCACGAAAGUCAAGAAUGAGUCAUAAAAUAGCAGAUGUUAAAUUUGUAAUUUGUUUUGUCAUUUGUUCUUCCUAAAUAAUAUAAAUAAAUAAAGCUCGACUGUCGUUUAUAGAGGUAUAGAUAUAGCAGUCUCACUUACGGAGGUCCAUGAGGGAAAAACGACUCUCUCUUAAAGAGGUUUCUGUUUCUGGCUAAUAGAGGUUUUGGGAGCUUAAAAUGACGGGUCCUGGCUAUUACUCUCACUUAUAGAGUUUUCUCACUUAUCCAGUUCUCACUUACCCAGGUUUGACUGUAUAUCUACAUACCUACCGAUAUAGUGCACACACAUGUUGACAAGUAGCAUUAAUGAAGAGUACAAAAGAUGGGAUAAGCGCGUGAGUAAAAAAGAUAGCUAUAAUUGGAACGAUUGCACUUGUUUUAUUAUUAUUGCAUUUGUUUAGACGCGACUAAAGACGAAACGUCCCAAUUGGCCUGUUUUCGAGUCUUCACUUGACGUGCGCUUGAAACGUAUCUGCUUCUUUUUACAUAUAAAAUAUCAUUGCUUGGUCCUAAGAACUUAUUUUGUGUAAGUUAAUGUUUAGAGCAAAUUUUUGUAUGGCUUAUUACAAGAACGCAUUAUUAAGCUUCAAAAUUAGACAAGCAAACCGCUUAGUCGAUGCUAACUGGUCGUAGGAUUAUUUAGUUCGCAAACAGAUUGAACUUUUAAACUAAACUUGAAUCAAUUAAGCUACACAAUUAAUACUUACUUAUUCACGCUUACUUGAAGUUACAUUUAAGCGAAUAAAGACAACAGUAAAAUUUUAGAAUAAUAUCGAGGGGUUUGGUUUAAGCAACAUUUUUGCAACUCUACAGGAGAGCCAUUUAAAGUUUAAAAUUUAGAAAAAAUUAUAACAAAGAAUUGCAACUCUAUAGGAGAUAGUUAUAGCUAUAGGAGAUAGGAAGCUGGUGCAAAAACUGGACCAAGGUGGUCACGACCCUCAGCAAUGAGGAAACGACAGAGAAGAAGAAGAAGGAGAUAGUUAAAUGGUUCUGUUUGAAAUUUGGAAAAAAUGUUAUAACAAAAAAAAAUCUUCUGCUAUUUUGAAUGAAGUAAACUUAAUUAAAGUUCAAUUAAAAACAUCGAACUGUUGAUACUAAUCUUAUCUUUAUAUAUAUUAAUUACGUGUCACGUUGUUUGUCCGCGAUGGACACCUAAACUACUGAACCGAUUUUAGCUUUUUUUUUUGUUUAAUAUGAGUUUUGUUCCAACUUAGGCCAUAGGAUGGUUUUUAUUUCAAUUAAUGGUCGCAAUAUUUAUUAAUUAACAAUAAAAUGAUUUCUGAUGUUGAUUAUUGUUAUUAAUUGUAAGUUUCAUAAGUAUAAAACAGAUGGCGCCUUAAAUCAGUUUCCACAGACAAUUGUAAUACUGUCUGACGUUAAUAUUUCAUAGAUGGCGCUGUGUUAAAAUACCAACGUUUCAUAUAAGCUACAACUUAAUGGCAUAAACACCACGUGUUGCUGAGGCUAUAGUAUAAGUGAAAUUCAUUUCAUAGUAAACGGGAUACUGUGAAAUCCAAUUGUUUUUACUUUGUUAAUUUUUGGUAUUGGCAUAGCCAGUCACGUGCUAUUUAGAAACAAAAGCCUUAGCCACAGCAACAUGAGGCUGGGUCUCCUAGUACAAAAUAAAACGGACCUUUAAUUACUAAGAUAAAUGUCGCUUAAACUAAUUACCCCUCGAUAUGAUUUUUUUUAAAUAUAAAUAAAUAAAUAACCGAUUAUUCCUCUUUUGUUGUCAUCCUUGUAAAGUAACAACAAACUCAGUGUGGAUGUUUUUUUUUGUUUUUUUUAAUUCGGAAAAAAUCGAUUAUUCAUUUCUAAUAAUUACUCGGAUUAUUUGUUUAAAUCAUUUCCAAAAUGUAAAUAGAGACGACGAAAAUCAAUAUCCUGAGCCUGAUCCAGACGUAAUCGAUUAUUCCGAGCACGUCAUCAUUGAAGAUGUAAUCGUAGAAGUUUGAAUAGGCAUUGUUCUCGCCAGUUGAUUUAGUGUUCGCAUCUCUAUCGAAGUCCCUGCCGAAGAUACCAGCGCUGAAGACUCGGGCUUCGGUAAGCUCGAUGCUGGCGAGCUUCUGGUCCGUGACUUUCGUGUCGAACUUAAAAUUAUCCAAUGGAACAGUAUCAGCCGCCACCACCAUCGGGUACAGCGCUGUGUUGCUUUUCGAGAAAUUUCCACUGAUGUUGAUUUGCUCAAAGAUCACGUUCAGUUCGCCCCAUUCGAUC